AUGGGUCUCAAGGGGGCAUGGUGUUUCCCAUGGUGUGGGUGCCGGAGACAGCGGGGGACUGCAAGAGGAGCAGGCCUGGAUCCCGCUGUCCGUCCAGAUCCAAAUCCCAGCCCGGCCCCCAUUGCGGCCGAGGGAGGGGUGCCGUCCUUGGGGUCUGGCGCCUACUUCAGCCGGAAAGCCCGACUCUCCUUCCGUCACCAGCUGCAUGACCUCGCAUCCGCCAACGACUCCACCAUUUGA
Messenger RNA from Neomonachus schauinslandi (Hawaiian monk seal), 240 nucleotides. RefSeq lists its product as uncharacterized. The transcript has 2 exons. NCBI's taxonomy places the organism in Eukaryota, Metazoa, Chordata, Mammalia, Carnivora, Phocidae. The record is from RefSeq and is a predicted model, not a curated record. The coding region runs from base 1 to 240 and encodes 79 amino acids.